CCUAUCUACUGCUUCACUUUCUAGUUGUAUUGCCCUGACUUAUAGAAAGCGAUAAGCAGUUACCGUAAUACGGUUUCAAAACAUUGUCACAAGGUUGCGUGUUUAAUCUCUUUUCAUGGAUUUACAAUGCCUGUUGAUCUUCGAAGUUAAUGGAUAGAACUUCCACAAGUUUCUUCCCUUGUUCACCUACAUGCCUACCCUACCUACCUCGCCUCUUCAGUCUUUAUUGCACGUUAAACAUCUAUUAUCUAUCUUCUCUUUCUUUAAACAAAAUCUACAGUCACUAUAUAACCAAGAAUUUGCAGUCGCGUUGUCAAAAUGCCUGAAAUUGAUGAUGACGUGCCUUUUCUCCUUCGAGAUCGUCGUAUAAAGGCCGUGAGGGAUAGAUUCCAUCGCCCACCAACAGGUAUUCUUUCUGUCUUUUAUCUCUGUCAACUUUCCAUCAUCGAGCAUUUCUAAACUUCAAGGGCUAACAAUGCUACAUCAGCCAACGAGCUACGCGCCAUUGAUGCGCUUCCACUCGAACUCCGAAAGAACCUCAAUGAUACCUCUCCAAAUGGCCAGAAAAUCUACGACCUUUUGAAAGCAUUUGAGAAGAAUGGUUAUAUUGAAGGUCUAGAAGAAGCUGGGAGACUACUUUGGGCCCAGGUUUUUGCGGAACCAGAUUUUAGUCAGAUGCCCAGAAGGGAGCCAAUAUCAACAACGGGAGAUACUGCCACAAGUGAGUAUGCUGAGGUCAGGUAUACGGCUAGCCGGAGGGCUUCUAGUCAGCCAAAAGAGAAGCCUGCGCAGCUAUCAGCUGCCGAGGAAGUACUUUCAAUCAAUACUACAUCAAAUGCCUUUAGUGGUUCUUCUCAUAAAUCUUGGAUGACGAAAGGAGUUUCAGUAUCACCAAGUCCCCGACGUGCUAGCAUUUCAUCGACUGAGAAUGAUAAGAAUGAUGGGCCUGCUACUUCUGACUUCCAACCUCAAUCUACUCCACCAAUUCCAUUUUGUCCCGCACAAUCUGGUCAACAAACACAAAACCAUGCAUUUACUUUUGUCGGCCAAUUUCCUGGAGCUUCACCAAAUAUCUACAGCAGCGGGGUUUAUACAUCUUGGUCACUGAACUCCAAUUUUCAGGAACAUCAAUAUGCAAGUCCGUAUUCAUCACAGGGCCCUACAAGCUCUAUGUCUUCGGUCCAAGAAAGACGAGACGAGACACGUGAUCCCAUCUCCCAUUUUAAUUAUACCUCAAAUGAAUUAAAUGAAUAUGACCGAGCGAUGGUGAAUCCAUAUGACACCACGAAAUCUCACUACUUCGCCACUUUGGAGUCAAAUAGACGCGAUCCAAAUCCAUUUCCCUAUUCAGCACCUCAACAUCUCCCAUCGAGGUAUCAAACUUCUGGCAUGUCGUCUCCUGCUAAUAAUUAUGCACAUCCUGCUCCUUCUUCCAUGAGGAAAGAUCUCAUUCAGCCAUCAAAUGAUACAGUCUAUCCAAAUCAUACAAUCCCAGGUUCAAGUGGUAAGCCUUACGAUCCUUCAACUCCUCCCUUCCAUCCAGCGAUAUCACCUCAGGCACAGGCGCUCUUUUCACGUAAAGAAGAGAAAGAGAAACACAAACUCGCUCGUAUAACCUCGAAUAUCCACCAAUCGCUAUCGAAUCUACCAGAGAGCCAUGGAAGUCAGCAAGUUACUUCCAGCUCCGGAAUGGCUGCUGCAAAUACCCCAGAAAAUAUGGCAAAUACUGAUCAGACAAGUCAAGCCAUUACACCAAAUGCAUCCAAUCUUACAUAUGAAAGUCCCUACUCUGCUACUUCUUCUUCUUCUAUGACACCGGAAGAAUCCAGUAGCAAUCCUUUCGUUAUUCGUGGUGACAUGGGUUUUAUACGUACUUUUCAAUCUGAGUCUGGUAUGUAAUCGACUUACCAACCAUCCUCAACAUUAAUUCACAAAAUCUUACGUAUCAAGGCCCUAAUUCAAUCCCAAUCAUUCCGCAACCAAUUACUUCCGAAAGAAUCUGUACAUCUUCCUCCACUGAUACUGAUCUUACUGCCACUGUUCCAAAUCCCCUUCAACACACAAGUAAAAAAGCCCGAACUCCUCUUCCAAACGCCCGUCUUCCACAGUUUGGAAAAUCGAUCCCCGACAAGCCGAGCCCCGGCACAAUUUUCAGCACCAACACCAAACACGACCUCUUAGUUUCCAAACCCAAGAGAGGAAGCAUGCAAGCUUUAAUUUUUCUUCCUCCAGAAUUUCCUCAGAUAGAUAGAGCGUCCGGUUCUGCCUCAUACCAAUACGAUAAAACCGAUUAUUCGAGACUUCCUACCAAGAAUCUGAAUGUAGAUCUCGACGUUCAAGCAAACUACACUUCCCAUUUACCAGCACCAAAAGAACCAUCCUUUUCAUACCGCGACUCUUCCCUCAACACCACUGCUGAAUUCACCUUCUUCGAUCCUUACAAUGACAACGAAGACACAUACACCGCAUAACCCGCAUAACCCGCAUAACCCGUCCCCAUUCCUCCCUCUAGCCCGCACAUCCCUCAAAACCCCCACACCACCCAUCCCGG
Sclerotinia trifoliorum is the source of this 2551-nucleotide messenger RNA. The record is from the annotation of a GenBank genome assembly. NCBI's taxonomy places the organism in Eukaryota, Fungi, Ascomycota, Leotiomycetes, Helotiales, Sclerotiniaceae.